Molecule: messenger RNA, 1757 nt
Organism: Fukomys damarensis (Damara mole-rat)
Lineage: Eukaryota; Metazoa; Chordata; Mammalia; Rodentia; Bathyergidae
Gene: Eif4e
Product: eukaryotic translation initiation factor 4E
Exons: 7
Coding region: 120-773 (217 amino acids)
Biological process (GO): translational initiation
Cellular component (GO): eukaryotic translation initiation factor 4F complex; cytoplasm
Molecular function (GO): RNA 7-methylguanosine cap binding; translation initiation factor activity
Source: RefSeq, a predicted model, not a curated record
AGGGCCAAACGGACACGUCCGUCACGCGGACAAUAGCCGGCCAAUCCGGUUUGAACCUCAUUUUUUCCUCUCACCGCCCCCCCACUUCAGGAGCGGUUGUGUGAUCAGAUCGAUCUAAGAUGGCGACUGUGGAACCGGAAACUACUCCUACUCCUAAUCCCCCACCUGCAGAAGAGGAGAAAACAGAAUCUAAUCAGGAGGUUGCUAACCCAGAACACUAUAUUAAACAUCCUCUUCAGAACAGAUGGGCGCUCUGGUUUUUUAAAAAUGAUAAAAGUAAAACUUGGCAAGCAAACCUUCGACUGAUAUCUAAGUUUGAUACUGUUGAAGACUUUUGGGCUCUGUACAACCAUAUCCAGUUGUCUAGUAAUUUAAUGCCUGGCUGUGACUACUCACUUUUUAAGGAUGGUAUUGAGCCCAUGUGGGAAGAUGAGAAAAACAAACGGGGAGGGCGAUGGCUAAUCACAUUGAACAAACAGCAGAGACGAAGUGACCUCGAUCGCUUUUGGCUAGAGACACUGCUGUGCCUUAUUGGAGAAUCAUUUGAUGACUACAGUGAUGAUGUGUGUGGAGCUGUUGUUAAUGUUAGAGCUAAAGGUGAUAAGAUAGCAAUAUGGACUACUGAAUGUGAGAACAGAGAGGCUGUUCAACAUAUAGGGAGAGUAUACAAGGAAAGGUUAGGACUUCCUCCAAAGAUAGUGAUUGGUUAUCAGUCCCAUGCUGACACAGCUACUAAGAGCGGCUCAACCACUAAAAAUAGGUUUGUUGUUUAAGAAGACACCUCUGAGUAUUCUCAUAGGAGACUGCGUCAAGCAAUCGAGAUUUGGGAGCUGAACCAAAGCCUCUUCAAAAGCAGAGUGGACUGCAUUUAAAUUUGAUUCCAUCUAAAUAUUGCUAAGAUAUAAGAGAAGUCUCAGUCGCCUUGUCUUGUACUUCUGUGACUUCUGUGUUUUUUGUUGUUGUUGUUUUUUUUAAUUUGUUUGUUUCUUUGGGGUUUUUUUGUUUUGUUUUGUUUUUAUUUUGCUAGAAGUAUCCACCAUCCCAAUCAAAGAAUUACAGUACACAGCAUCCCUAGAAUCUAUAAAUGUGUUCCUGAUCCACUCUGUAAUAGCUUAGCAGAACUACCAUGCAAACACAUUUUACCCAUUUAUAAUAUUCAAGAAAGAGCUUGCAUUUCUAUAACAGGAAAAGAAUCGUUAUGUUUCAUUGUAUGCAGGAGCAUAUUUUGCUGGUUUGAGAGAGUAUGAUGCAUACAGUUUUCUAGCAAUUUUCUUUGUUUCUUUUUACAGCAUUAUCUUUGCUGUACUCUUGCUGAUGGCUGCUAGAUUUUAAUUUAUUUGUUUCCCUGCUUGAUAACAUUAGUGAUUCUGAUUUCAGGUUUUUCAUUUGUUUUGCUUUUGUUUUUUUCCUCAUGUAACAUUGGUAAAGGAUCCAGGAAUAUGACACAAGGGUGGAAUAAACAUUAAUUUUGUGCAUUCUUUGUUUUUUUUUGUUUUUUUUAAUAACUACAAAGCUUCGCUAUAAAUUUAUGCAUUUCAUUCAAAUCAGUGAUCUGUGUUUGUGUGAUUUCCUAAACAACGAUUGUGGAUUAUAAGUAUAACAUCAUAAUUACAUUCCUAACUAGAAUUAGUGUGUGUUUUUGUAUCUUUAUGCUGUAUUUUAAUACUUUGUACUACUUAGGUUAUUUUGCUUUGGUUAAAAAUUGCUCAAGUAGAAAGCAGUCCCAUUCAUAUUAAGACAGUGUACAAAACUGUAAA